Molecule: messenger RNA, 1569 nt
Organism: Emericellopsis cladophorae
Lineage: Eukaryota; Fungi; Ascomycota; Sordariomycetes; Hypocreales; Bionectriaceae
Product: 25-hydroxycholesterol 7-alpha-hydroxylase-like protein
Exons: 3
Coding region: 1-1569 (522 amino acids)
Molecular function (GO): iron ion binding; monooxygenase activity; heme binding
Source: RefSeq, a predicted model, not a curated record
AUGGCACUGACAGAGGGUGUAGUGGCCCUGCUGCUGUCCACGCCCAUCUCUCUCAGCCUGGCAACGUGCGCUCUGCUCUUCUUCGUCGGGCGGGCGCUCGAGUCCAGCAUCGACGACCUUGAGCCUCCGGUUCUCAGAUCCAAGAUUCCCAUAUUUGGUCAUUUCUACAGUUUACUCAAGGACCAAGAGGUAUUUUUUAAACAUCUCUACAAGAAAUAUCACCUGCCCAUCGCAACCGUCCCCAUUUUGAGGACUAAACUGUAUGCCAUAUCGGACCCUAUUCUAGCCCAGUCUGCGUAUUGCAACAAGCAUCUCUCCUUUACUCCCUUUGCUGUGGGGGGUGCUCAGAAGGUUGCGGGCUUCUCUGACGAGUAUCACCAAGUGCUCAUGCAGACAAACGUCUUGCCCGAGUACUUUAAGAGCCUCUACGACGGGACUACUGCCCAGCACAUCCACCAGCUGAAUGUCACCUCGCUCAAACAUGUCGCAAGCCACUUCAACAGCAUCGGAGGCGAUGGCAUGGACGUUGCCAACACGUACCUGUGGCUGCGCAAUCUUAUGACCGUCGCUACAUGCGAGGGUCUAUAUGGUCCUGAAAAUCCAAUCAGGAGCGACGAGCUUGUAGAAGACGUCUGGACGUUCGAAACGGGUUUGCCUUACCUCUUCCUCCAUUUCUUCAAUUCAACAACGCUGCAGCGUACCAAAGAGGCUAGGCAGAGGAUACAGCAAGCGUUAGGGAAGUGGUGCAAGGCCAUGAAGCAGGACGACGAACAAGUCUCGGCCUACAUCAGAAAUCGGGUCGGCGUUCUUCGAAGUUAUGGCGUGGAAGAGGAGCAACUUGGUGUCAUUGAGUGUGGGCUCAUUCACGUGCCAACGUCCAAUUCGAUCCCGACAAUUUUCUGGUUCUUCAUGCAUGUUUUCACGCGACCCGAACUGGUGCUCCGAAUGCGCGCUGAAUUGGAGCCCAUUGCCCACCGCGGUCCGGGCCAUGCAGUGACCAUCAACAUAGACGAUAUCCUCGAAAGGUGUCCUCUGUUGAUCAGCGCUUACCGGGAGGCCAGCCGCAUUUGCAAUGGAUUCACCUGCAACCGACUUGCCCUAGAGGACACCACCAUCACAGACGGACAAGGCCGCCCGUACCUGCUCAAGAAAGGCGCCGCUGUCAAGAUACCCACUGGAGUCAUUCACAGCUCGGAGGACAUAUGGGGCGAGGACGCAUUGACAUUCCGGGCUGACAGGUUCCUAGACAAGGGACUGACGAACGAGCAAGCCAAAAUAAGACGUGCUGCGUGGACCCCCUUCGGCGGAGGCGCACACAUGUGUCCUGGGCGGAACUUUGCUACGGCCGAGAUCUACGGCUUCGUGGCCGCGCUGGUCUUGGGCUAUCAUGUGGAGCCUCUGGACGGGAACUGGCAUGCGUAUAAACCGCCGCCUAUGGCGUCGUGUCCCCAGGCGACUUCUGUGCGCAAGCCAGCAGACGAGGCUGCAGUUUGCGGUACUCGCCUGACAAGACGGAGCGGAUGGGAGGCAGCGCAGUGGAACUUUAUCUCUGGCCCAGUGACAGAAUGA